UGCUGACUUUGCAAAUCGAUCAAUCAUCCGCUGCACACAACCCACUCCCAUGCAAGCCUUUGAGGAUAUGGUUGCCAAAGAGCGAGGCCUGCUCGCCACAAUGCGACUCGAGAUAGAAAGCAUGUACGAACCGCCGCCUGCUGCAGAGAAGCGUCUCGCGGAGCAGAUCGCCAAAGUCCAGGAAUACGAACGCAUGGCUGUCGAGCAGCGAGCACAACUGGCAGCAGAAGAGGCUGCUGAGGCGGAAGCCACGGAGGAGGAAGCGAGCACGGCCGACGGCGACGUGGGCUCACUCCGAAGUCGAGGCAGCGUGAAUGACACGGAUCAAGGCAGCAGCAAGCAGCAAGACUCUGGCACUCAACUCGACUUUGAUACAGAACGACUUGAGACGGCCUCGGAAAUCCCUAACACUGUGCGAGCCAAUGCCGCGGUCGCCGGUCAGCUGCAAGCUGCCAUUUCAAAGAAGCCACGAGCAAUCGAACUGUGCAAUCUGACACACCAAACAGCGUCCCUCCCAAUAUCGUUGGCCGGACUUGAAACAACGAUUGCAACGCUGGUUGCCACCCAGUCCUCACUUCCGAGCCAUUUUUCCACCUAUCUGACCGUUCCGAGGCUAACAGGCCUUGUCACACUCAACUUGACCAACUGCGGAAUCACCGAUCAAACAUUUGCGCCUGUGGGGGCGAGUGCCGCAGCAGCUGGGGACGCACCCGCCAUGGACCUCGGCAUUUUCCAGCAAAUGCCAGCGUUGCGACGGCUUGUGCUCUGCCAAAACAAGCUGACUGCAAUCCCGCAAUGCGUAUUGCAGUGUUACACGCUGCACACGCUUUCGCUCUCGUACAACAGCAUUUAUUCCUUCCCUGCGAACAUUGAUCUCAUGCGCAACCUGAUCUGCCUGUCGCUCAACGCCAACCUGCUCACCGAGCUUCACCCUAGCAUUUUGCGACUGCGACACCUCCGCAGCCUCUCCAUUUCGAACAAUCUUUUCGCCACCGAGCCUCCCGAGUACAAGCAGCUUCAGAACACGGUCGCGAUUCUGUGCAUCCAAGGCAAUCCGUACCUGGAUCCGCGAGGGGCUUCUCUUGGCGGGCUGGCCAAGUUCAAGCAACAACUGUUGCUAGGGGGCGGUCAGCGUACGAUGAAUCUUUCGGGUUUGCCCGCCGGUGCCCCGCUGACUCGAAGGCUCACCACUCUGGUUAGCGAAGCGCCAUCCGAUGGUGGACGCGGCACACGAUCCGGCUCGCUCAGAACGUCCGCAAAUCGGGCGUCCGUUGCGGGUGAUCUUGGUGACUAUGAACGCCGCGCCGGACAGCUGCGCCGAUCUUCCUCCACCUCCGUGAUGGGACAGCACCUUGCGAAUGUGGCUGGAAUCGGACAGUGCACGACAGUCGCAGAAUGGUUGGAAUGUCUCAAACUCUCGAAUCACCUGCCCGGAUUCACAGCUCAAGGCUUUGCCGAUCUGGAAAGUCUGAAGAAUCUCAAUCUCGAAGCACUCACGCAGAUUGGUGUCUCGAGCAAGAUUGAGCGUAUGAUUCUUUUAACACAAGCCGAAAAGCUCAAGUCUGCAAGACCCGAAACGCCAGUGUAGGAUCACCAAGGUUCAAAGGAAAAUGUUGUAGCAUAAAUUUUGUUGGCGUUCACUGCGCAUGUUUUAAUCCCCCCCCCCACCUCUUCUGUUGUUAUAAUCGUAUUUGAGAAUAUUCAGCUCAUG
Molecule: messenger RNA, 1711 nt
Organism: Capsaspora owczarzaki ATCC 30864
Lineage: Eukaryota; Filasterea; Ministeriida; Capsasporidae
Exons: 9
Coding region: 50-1588 (512 amino acids)
Molecular function (GO): protein binding
Source: RefSeq, a predicted model, not a curated record